Messenger RNA from Plasmodium gallinaceum, 1941 nucleotides. RefSeq names its product conserved Plasmodium protein, unknown function. Lineage: Eukaryota; Apicomplexa; Aconoidasida; Haemosporida; Plasmodiidae. The transcript has a single exon. The record is from RefSeq and is a predicted model, not a curated record. The coding region runs from base 1 to 1941 and encodes 646 amino acids.
AUGUUUUGUAAAUUAAAUGUACAAUAUCAUACCAUUGGAAUUUAUAGAUUAUUGUGUUGGAGACAUAAUAAAUACACUUUUUUUUUUUCUUCUUUUAAAAAUAAUGAAAAAAAGGAAAAUAAAACUGAAAAUAAUAAAAGCAAACAAGAGGAUUUUUCAUUUGAAAAAAAUAUUAAUUACAUUAAAGAGGAUUUCUUAAAUGAUAGAAAAGAUAAUCAUAAAUUAACUAAUGUCAUAUUUAAUAAAAUUGUAGAUGAAUAUAAAUUAAAUGAAGAAAAAAAAGAUGGUAUAAUAAAAAAAAUUGUUGAAGGAAAUAAUUCCUUAAAUAAAAAUCAAGUAAAUUUAAAAGAAAACAAUGAAUACGAUAUAAGUAAUACUGAAAUAGAUUAUUACAAUACAGAUAACACUAAAAUAAGUAAAAAUGAGAAUUAUAUAUUAACUGAAAAUGAAAUAACUUUUAGAAAGAAAAAAUUAAUUUCUAAUAAUGUAUCUAAUAAAAUUAAAAAAAAUAAUGAACUAACUUGUUCAAAACAAGAUAAUAUAGUUAUCAAUGAAUUAGAUAAAAAGAAUUCAAAAAGAGAAAAAUUACCCAAAUUGAAAGAAGAAAAUGAAGUUAAUUGUACUAUAGAUAAAAACAUAAAUAAUAUUUUAGUAAACUAUAAAAGUAAUAAAUUAAUAUUAAAUGAAAAAAAAAAAAAUGAUCAUUUUUAUAAAAUAUUUUUUUCAUCGAAAAAAGUAAAAAUAAUUAAAUCACAAAAUCAUCCUAUUUUUAUCCAUUUAUAUAAAUUAGCUACCAAUAUGAGUUAUAGAGAAAAGCAAGAAAAAAUUUUAUUAACCAAUAAAAAGAUCAUAUUAGAGAGAGAAAAGAAUCACAUUACUAGAAUUUAUACAAAUAGCAUCAACAAUUUACAAGAUUUUCAUUCUUUUGAUAAUUUUAUAUUAUUAUCAAAUAAACUGCUAAAAAAGUUAUCUUUUUUGUAUUCUUUUAAAAAUGGAGUUUUAGCUGAAAUAUAUCAUAAAUUUCAUUUUGAUAAUGUUGGUCUACCCUUUUUAGCAUUCUGUUUCUAUAAUGUUAAUUAUGAAGGUAAAAAGAAAAAAGAAAAAGAAAUUAAACAAGAGAUUAUAGAUGAGAAUUUAAGAAUUAAUUAUCACUAUAUUAAAAAUAAAAAAGAUACGAGUAAUAUAAAAAAUGAACAUCAAGUAACAAAUGAUGAAACUUUUACUAAAAAUAAUGUAUUUUGUAAAGAUGAAGAUACAAAAAGAAACACAAAUAAUAUUAUAAGUAAUAACAUUGAAGAGAUGAUAUAUAAAAAAGAAGAAGAUUUAGAAUACUUAUGUAAUGGAGAUAUAGGAACUCUAAUAAGAACCUGUUUUUUGUUAAAAUGGCAGUGUAUAUUUAAUAUUGACGAUUUAAGUAAAAAAGGAAAAAAAAAAAAUAGUAGUUACAAAAAUAUAGAUAUCAAUCAAGUUUAUGAUAUUGACUUUUUUCAUCCAUUUACUAUACGAGCAUCAUCUGGUUAUCUAUUAGAUAUACCUUAUAAAAACACAGAUUUAAAUGAAAUAUAUAAAUAUACAAAAGAAAAUAAAAUACUAUUAUUAAAGUAUAAUAGUAAUAGUGAUUUAUAUAUAAAUUAUAAAAAAGAUUCUCAUAAAGAUGACGAAUUUUUAAAUUUGUUAAAGAAAUCAAAGGGUGUCUUUCUUAUAAUGGAUAAUUGUAACAAUAUAGAGAAAAAAUAUAAAUUAAUUCAUAAAAAUUACAUUAAUAUUAGUAAUAAUUCACAUGAAAGUGAAAUUUUUGAUAAUAUUUACUAUGUUAAUUUAAAAAACGAAAGCAAUAAAAAAUUAGGUCUAAUCUCUGCAUAUAGUAUUUUUAUGUAUAUAUUAAAAGUGAAUUAUUUUAAGCAUAUUCCUCAAUCAUCUUAUGUUUAUUUUCAACAAUAA